CUUCAGCUCUCUUCACCUGACCACGAUGAACGACUUCCUUUGCUCCGUACCAUGUCUAUCAAGGACCUCCAUGGCAUUUCUCCUGAUAUCCUUCGAGAUCUCAUAUUUUACUUCAAAUACGCAUCGUCGGCGUACACGCCAUUUUGUCCCAGACCGAAUGGCCGCAACCUCGUAUCGGAGGUUCGAGGAAUCCUCCUAAAUAUCCAAGGCUUCAUCGCUCGCGACGGCGACAGGAAGGAGCUGGUGCUCGCUCUUCGUGGAAGUGCGUCCAUCAUUGAUAUCCUGGUUGACUCGGCAAUUGUUCUCGUGCCUCUGAUUACACCUGGCGUCGAGGCUUCAAGCGGUGUACGGGUGCAUAGUGGGUUUCUCGUUGGGUGGAACUCUAUCGCGGUGCAAGUCAUCUCAGUGAUCAAGGAACAGCUGUUUCUAUAUCCGGAUCUGAAGAAUAUCGUCACGACUGGCCACUCCCUCGGAGGAUCGCUGGCGACGCUAGCUGCCAUCUGCCUUCGAAGAAACUUUCCCUCAGUGACGACGCGGACGUAUUCCUAUGGCGCGCCCAGGACGGGAAACAAGGAAUUUGCUGACUACUUCAACUGCGAGUUUGACACGAACGCAUUCAGAGUCGUUCACAGCAACGAUGGUGUUCCGACGAUGGUUCCGACUUUCCUUGGCUACCACCAUCACGGUAUCGAAUAUUGGCAAACGGAGGACCCUCCAAAAGGAAGCUCGACGAAGCAGUGUUCGGCUGAUGGUGAAGACCCUAGGUGUUCUGCAUCGGUGCCCAGUAAAGGCGUUAAUGCAGCACACACGAUGUAUUUCGGGAUUCUGGCAACUACACCAUUUUGUAUAUAAAUGAAGCGCUACUAAUACACGCUAUUGGUCGUCCUUUAUGUGCCCGCUUGAGAUGCUCCUGCAGGCCGUGAAAGGUCGCUGCAUGACUAGAUGAUGAUGCCAUACGAAGACGACUCUUCCACAGAAACAAGAAACCCUCACUAAGAGCUGCGAACCCUGGCCUGUCCAUGGGCGAUCUCACACGGGCGCCUUCAAAUUUGCAACGUUGGUGUGCAGCCGGGAGUAUCGAUAAAGCCAUAUAGGUUGUGUAUUGGCGCGAAAUAUCCCGGGUUUGGAUUGGACACCGGACCGUCACAGCGUGCUAGGUUCAUGCGCCGACAUCUCGCGGUAAGAGAGUUACAAGCCU
This is a messenger RNA of Guyanagaster necrorhizus, 1198 nucleotides long. RefSeq names its product alpha/beta-hydrolase. The transcript has 12 exons. The record is from RefSeq and is a predicted model, not a curated record. NCBI's taxonomy places the organism in Eukaryota, Fungi, Basidiomycota, Agaricomycetes, Agaricales, Physalacriaceae. Bases 52 to 852 code for a protein of 266 amino acids. Gene Ontology annotation, biological process: lipid metabolic process.